Messenger RNA from Eutrema salsugineum, 2823 nucleotides. RefSeq names its product serine/threonine-protein kinase OSR1. Bases 455 to 2530 code for a protein of 691 amino acids. Gene Ontology annotation, molecular function: ATP binding; protein serine/threonine kinase activator activity; protein kinase activity. Gene Ontology annotation, biological process: protein phosphorylation. NCBI's taxonomy places the organism in Eukaryota, Viridiplantae, Streptophyta, Magnoliopsida, Brassicales, Brassicaceae. The transcript is spliced from 22 exons. The record is from RefSeq and is a predicted model, not a curated record.
AUUCCAAAUUUAACAAUAUUCACAGCAAAAAAGCUUCUCUCCAUUUGAGCGGCGAUCCGAUUGUGACUCUUUCUCUCCUUCUCUCCUUCUCGUUCUCAAUAUCUUUCUCGAGAAAUUUUUGAUAGAAAGUUCAACGAAAAAGCAGAAAAAGGGGCGUUCCAGAAGAACAUCAUCGAUAUCUUCAUCAGCACGAUAUCUUAUCUCUCUCUCACUCGUUCUCAUUAAUCAUUCUUAAUUUGUUUUCUGAUUAUUUUUUCAUGGAUGUCGUGAUUUUUCCGGUACGAAAAAUCCUUACGCGAAUAAUAAUUAAUGACGACGAGAUUACGUAUUUUGAAUCUUAUUUGUUUCCUUAAUUAAUUUUUUUCUGUAGACUGGAAUUAAGACCCAAGCAACUUUUGCCAGCUGCGUUUGAGUUUUCGCUGCUCGAUUCCAGUGAAACAAGGAUCCAGAGACAAUGGAGAAGAAGAAGUAUCCGAUAGGGCCAGAGUAUUACACCCUUUACGAGGUGAUCGGGCAAGGUGUCAGUGCUUUGGUGCAUCGUGCUUUGUGCAUUCCGUUCGAUGAAGUCGUUGCUAUUAAGAUUCUUGAUUUUGAACGAGAUAACUGCGAUCUGAACAACAUUUCUCGUGAAGCGCAGACGAUGAUGCUUGUUGACCAUCCCAAUGUGUUGAAAUCACAUUGCUCUUUUGUUAGUGAACAUAAUUUGUGGGUCGUCAUGCCAUACAUGUCUGGUGGUUCAUGUCUUCACAUUCUGAAAGCUGCAUAUCCUGAUGGUUUUGAGGAAGCUAUUAUAGCCACAAUAUUGCGUGAGGCGUUGAAGGGCUUAGACUAUCUCCAUCAGCAUGGCCACAUACAUCGGGAUGUCAAAGCGGGCAAUAUUCUGCUCGGUGCUCGAGGUGCAAUAAAGCUGGGAGACUUUGGUGUAUCUGCCUGUCUCUUUGAUUCAGGUGAUAGGCAACGGACGAGGAACACAUUUGUUGGAACACCUUGCUGGAUGGCACCUGAAGUCAUGGAGCAGUUACAUGGUUAUGACUUCAAGGCUGAUAUUUGGUCGUUUGGUAUAACUGGGCUAGAGCUUGCACAUGGCCACGCUCCUUUCUCUAAAUAUCCACCAAUGAAGGUUCUGCUCAUGACCUUGCAAAAUGCACCACCAGGGCUGGAUUAUGAAAGAGAUAGGAAGUUUUCUAGGUCCUUCAAGCAGAUGAUUGCCAGUUGUCUAGUCAAAGACCCUUCCAAACGCCCAUCUGCGAAAAAGUUGUUAAAGCAUUCCUUUUUCAAGCAAGCGAGGUCAAGCGAUUACAUUGCACGAAAACUUCUGGAUGGGUUACCAGAUCUUGUUAAUCGCGUUCAGGCAAUAAAGAAAAAGGAAGAAGAUAUGCUUGCACAAGAGAAAAUGGCGGAUGGAGAGAAGGAGGAAUUGUCGCAGAAUGAGUAUAAGAGAGGUAUCAGCGGGUGGAAUUUCAAUCUCGAUGAUAUGAAAGCCCAGGCUUCAUUGAUCCAGGACAUAGACUGUGGCCUAUUGGAGAACAGUUUAUUGGGAAGUACAACUUCGUUGCAGGCUCUAGAUUCACAAGAUUCGGAAAUUCAGGAGGAGAUUGGUCAAGUAGCAAAUAAGUAUCUUCAACCCCUAAUUCACCGAACUUUAAGUAUCGCAAGGGAUAAAUCUGAUGAUGAUUCAAGUCUUGCCAGCCCCAGUUAUGAUAACUACGUAUAUUCCUCUCCCCGUCAUGAGGAUCUAUCUUCAAGUAACACCGGUGCUGCUAGUACACAUGCAAUCAAUGGGAAAUCAGUGGAUUCCACAUCAAUCCCAACCAAUCAACCAACAGAGAUUCUAGCAGGGAGCUGUGGAUUGGCAGAUAGAAAUGUUGCUCCUAAUAAAGGAGAGAGUCUGUUCAUUCCCAGUGAUAAAGCCCAAGAUCAGCUUCAAAAUGGCUCAACAUGCAAUGGGACACAUCCUACAGUGGGAGGAGAUGAAGUAGUACCAACAGAACUGACUGUUAAACCCCCAAAAGCAGCAGUAUCAACGAGCCUAGAUGAUUCUGAAGACAAAUCAAAGCCGCCAGUUGUGCAGCAAAGAGGGCGUUUUAAAGUAACUUCUGAAAAUCUCGACAUAGACAAGGUGGCGAUUCCAUCUCCAAUCCUGCAAAAGAGUCACAGCAUGCAGGUGCUCAGCCAACAUUCUGCUGCUUCUCUGCCUCCCUCUGUUUCAGGAUCUGACAUCACGUUACCAAAUCUAACCAGCUCAUACGUUUACCCGCUGGUGUAUCCGGUUCUGCAAACCAAUAUAGUGGAAAGGGAUCACAUUCUGCAUAUGAUGAAAGUACUCACCUACAGAGAGUUGAUAGACGGACGUUCAGUUGAACAAGGAAGCGUACAACAACCUAUUGUAGCUCCUACUGAGAAAUCCAUGCUUGAAGCAGCACACGAAAGAGAGAAAGAGUUGCUCCACGAUAUAACCGAGCUGCAAUGGAGGCUCAUUUGUGCAGAAGAAGAGCUUCAGAAGUACAAAACUGAACACGCCCAAGUUUGAUUUCCUAAGAAACCCGAGAAGAUGUGUGGGCCUCGGUAGAAGAAGUUUGAUUCAUCCUCAGCAAAUAAGUAUUUCAAUAAGAUAAUAAAUCUAAUGAAGGUUAAGAUUUGCUUUCAGAUGUUUUGUAAUUUGAUUCAUAAAUACAUCACUCCCUACUAUCACUUUGUAUUAAUUUUUUUUUAGUCUUUUAGGUUUGUUUAAGGAAUAUGUAUUAUGUACCAUGGUAGCUAUUUUAUAUCCAUGGUAACAUAAUGAUAUGUGCAAUAUUGAUACGAAAAGGGUUAUUGAGAAGC